AUGCAUCUUAACUCGUUACAACUGUGCACGGCUGCGUUGACGCUGGCUCUUGUAGCAGCGGUGCCCGCUUCUACGCCGCACCACGUCUCUCGCCGGUCAUUCUUCAGCCUCGAAUGCAAAGGUGUCUUUGACGCGGCGAUUUUCGCGCGCUUAGAUCGUAUCUGUGACGACUGCUAUAACCUCUUUAGAGAACCGCAGCUCUAUACUCUAUGCAGGAAAGACUGUUUUAUGACAGACUACUUCAAAGGCUGCGUGGAAGUACUUCAAGAGACCGAUCAACUCGAAAUAUUCAAGAAAUAUAUAAUACAGUUAAAUGGGGCAGAUCCAGGGAUUUAG
Messenger RNA from Pieris macdunnoughi, 336 nucleotides. NCBI's taxonomy places the organism in Eukaryota, Metazoa, Arthropoda, Insecta, Lepidoptera, Pieridae. The record is from the annotation of a GenBank genome assembly.